Molecule: messenger RNA, 1398 nt
Organism: Dromaius novaehollandiae (emu)
Lineage: Eukaryota; Metazoa; Chordata; Aves; Casuariiformes; Dromaiidae
Gene: HHEX
Product: hematopoietically expressed homeobox
Exons: 4
Coding region: 128-973 (281 amino acids)
Biological process (GO): cell differentiation; regulation of transcription by RNA polymerase II
Molecular function (GO): RNA polymerase II cis-regulatory region sequence-specific DNA binding; DNA-binding transcription factor activity, RNA polymerase II-specific
Source: RefSeq, a predicted model, not a curated record
CACGCGGCCCCGCCCCGCGCCGAUAGAAACCUGCGGCAGGGCGAAGCGCGGCGCGGAGAGAGCCGCGGCCGCGGGGCCAGCACGCAGCGGCGGCGUCGGGGCCGCCGUCGGCGGGGCGGGCCGCGCCAUGCAGUACCCGGCGGCCGGCGCGGCGCCGACGGCGGCGCUGGGCGUCCCGCUGUACGCGCCCACGCCGCUGCUGCAGCCCGCGCACCCCACGCCCUUCUACAUCGAGGACAUCCUGGGCCGCGGCCCCGCCGCCCCGCCGCCCCACGGCCUGCCCGCCCCGCCGCCGCCGCCGCCGCCGACCCUGCCGUCGCCCAACUCCUCCUUCACCAGCCUGGUGGCCCCGUACCGGACGCCCGUCUACGAGCCGACCCCCGUGCACCCGGCCUUCUCCCACCACCUCGCCGCCUCCUACGGCGCCGGCGCCUACGCCGGGCCCCUCUACUCCUUCCCGCGGGCCGUCGGCGACUACGCGCACGCCCUGCUGCGGCCGGACCCCCUGGGGAAGCCCCUGCUCUGGAGCCCCUUCAUCCAGCGGCCGCUGCACAAGAGGAAGGGGGGCCAGGUCCGCUUCUCCAACGACCAGACCAUCGAGCUGGAGAAGAAGUUCGAGACGCAGAAAUACCUCUCGCCGCCCGAGAGAAAGCGCCUCGCCAAGAUGCUGCAGCUCAGCGAGCGGCAGGUCAAAACGUGGUUUCAGAAUCGCAGGGCCAAAUGGAGGCGUCUAAAGCAGGAAAACCCCCAGGCCCCCAAAAAGGAGGAAGCCGACGGCGCCGACGGCCCCUGCGCGCCGCGGCCCGAGGGCUGCGGCAGCCCCGAGCGCAAGGGCCAGCAGGUCUCCCUCGACGGCGCGCCGCUCGCCCCCUCGCCCGCCUCGCCGGAGGAGCUGGAGUCCGACGUCUCCGACGACUCCGACCAGGAGGUGGACAUCGAAGGCGACAAAGGCUUUUACACCCCCGCGCACUGAUGGCGGACCCUGGCUCGGCUUGCACUUUACCGGGGGCUGGCUUUGGGGAGGAUUUCGUUGCAGGAGAAAACGUUCACCGAUCCCCCGAAAGCAAAGCGAAACAGACUCGUUUUAUAACAAGCAGGGAGAGAGAGACUUCUUUUUCACAAACAGUCCAUUUUUUUUGGCAGAUCUCUAGUUUGGUUAAAGGAGCAGAUCCGUGUUUGUAUUUAAUUUGUAAGAUAUAUUUGUACAUUAAUUAAUGUUCUAACUGGAAUUUAAUACUGCGUCCUGCCCAUACUCGCUGGGGGUCUGAAUCAGCUGCUGCCGGUGAUCCGGCAAAACUCCUUUCUGUCUCGUGGGGAAGUGAGGGAAGUGCAGGACUAAGCCCUUUGUAUGUGUAUACAAAUGUAGUUUAAAUAAAUUAAUUUAAACGCCCUUCCCAA